AUGCCGCCCUAUGUGACAAUAUAUGAUGGUACAACCGAUCCCGAAGAUCAUGGGACUCACUAUGUCACCGCUGUAAAAGGCAAAGACCUCGCCAAGGAACAAGUAUCCUCCAUCUUGUUGAAAAAAUUCGGCGAGACCCUCACUGGAGGAGCAUUGACUUGGUAUUCGCAGCUUCCUGCGCGUUCCAUCAAAACAUUCGAAGAGAUGGCCGACAAGUUCGUAACGGCCCAUGCUGGGUCCAAAAUGGCAGAGGCGAGAGUGAACGAUAUAUUCGCUAUCAAACAAUCACCCGCAGAGGUAUUGAGGGACUUCCUCGCUCGAUUCAACCAAGUAAGUAUGACCUUACCAAAUGCAUCAGAAGGAAUGGCCGUAGUAACUUUCCAGAAUGGGCUGAGCAGGAAUGGUUCGAGGGAGACGAGGAAGUUAUUAAGCCGACUCAUGAAAUAUCCCCCAACCACUUGGGAUGAAAUACAUAACGCAUAUCGUGCCGAGAUCCGAGCAUACGAGGAUGAUCUGAAUGGGUCAACCCAUCGAUUGACCUCGGUACAAGCCGAAUUCAGGAAAGAUCGAAGAAAUGAUAUUAGGAGGGACCUCGUAGCUCUAUGGCUCAAUCGACAAUGGCAUCAUCCAUAUGUCAAAAGCGCCAUCGCGCCACCCUCCCGCCACGAAGAGGGCCUUCCUAGAUCAAAGACAGGGACUCAUCGGAACAAGAGAUGUAUGCCCCAUUUGCUAUCCGCUCACAAUUUUGUGUCACCUCCAGAAAUAGUCUACGCAUUGGAGAAGCUCGGACCAAAAGUAAAGUGGCAACGAAAGAUGAGGUCGGAUCUGAGCACCAGAAAGUCAGACGCCCUCUACGAGUUCCACCAAGAGCGAGGUCACAAAGCUGAGGACUGCAUCACCCUAAGGCAGGAGGUCGUAAAUAUGCUUCGCCAAGGACACCUCAAAGAAUUGUUGAGCGACCGGGAGAGGACCAACUUUGCCCGAGGACGUGAACAGUAUCAGGGACCGCCGAAACUGCCUCACCAACCUGCACCAUUCAAAUGA
Molecule: messenger RNA, 1044 nt
Organism: Nicotiana attenuata
Lineage: Eukaryota; Viridiplantae; Streptophyta; Magnoliopsida; Solanales; Solanaceae
Exons: 1
Coding region: 1-1044 (347 amino acids)
Source: RefSeq, a predicted model, not a curated record